GCGGCCAGCGAGCGGGUCAGUCCACGUCCGCCACUGAUCGCAAGAUGACGCUCCCGGAGCUGCCCCUCAAGUGGAUUCUGAUGGCGAUGCUGCUCCUGGGCCCCAGCCUGGCCCAUCCGCAGCAGUUUCUGCUGGCCGAGGACUUGAUAACGGGAACGGGUUCCGGAACAGGAACAGGGACAGGAGUAGUUACCGGAACCGGAAAUGCUGCCAAUCCCUUGCCCAUUAACGAUCCUUCGGAUCUAAGCGCUGGCUUAAACUUGGCGCCUGUUGGCAGUCUGAUUGCGGCAGCUGCGAAUGCCGUGCCCCCUGCCCCCGUUCAAUUUAUUCGCACGGCCAUGAACAGCGGGCUCUGACCGCCAGGUGGCGCUAACCUGGAUUCUUGCCCACCCCAAAAAUAAUUAUCUCUAAUUUUUAAGCGCCUUUUUAAGCACCACUUUUAAUUACUUUGUUAAGCUAUUUUUUUUUUGCGUUUAUUUUUUUUUUGUUUGUAAGCUUGUUUUGUUUUUGUUUGUUGUCUUUAUGUGUGUUUGUGUUGAGCUAAGUGCUAUAAAUGACUUUAUGAUACUUGUUUUAUCUGGUUAUGACUUUUUGAAGCGAUAAAAAUGUGCAAUCUGGGGGACUCAGCCUCAAAAGCUAUUUUUGUUAUCUGGAUCUUUUUUUGUGGCUCUCUCCAUUCUAUAUUUUUCUCUUUUUUAAUCUAACUUGAUUUGAGCUUUUUGAAUGGCUGAUAAAAUGUAAAAAAAUAAAGAGCGAGGUAGGACUCGAGUACAGUAAAGUACAAAUGGAAAGUAUUUUAAAAACAGCUUUAAUUUUAUUCCAGAUUUGACCGUCUAGACCUGAAUUUGAAAAAUUUUAAAACCCUAACCAGAAAUAACAACAAAAAUGUUUGAUUAUCGGUUAUUGAAGUUUGUAACUUGUAAGCUAUUAAAAUUCUUAUUAUUAAUUAUAAACAAAUUAAGGAUAAAUUGAUUGUCAAAGUAUGUCGCAACAAUAAUGAACGAAACAUUCAUAUUUUAUUGAAUAAAAACUUGCUUAUUUCAUCCUGAAUGAGAUUGUGAUCGGGAACAAUAUAAAGUAAUUGGAAGAAUGUAGUUCAACGUCGCUUGCAACUGAGAUGAAGUUGAGGCUACCCCUCUUUUAGAACUGGAUCCGUCACUCGAACUGAGUUCAAUUGCGAUUUUGCUUCUCAUGAUGACGAUGCCGACACACACAAAAAAAAUAUACAUAAAACUAAG
This is a messenger RNA of Drosophila subpulchrella, 1238 nucleotides long. RefSeq lists its product as uncharacterized. The transcript has 2 exons. The coding region runs from base 45 to 356 and encodes 103 amino acids. NCBI's taxonomy places the organism in Eukaryota, Metazoa, Arthropoda, Insecta, Diptera, Drosophilidae. The record is from RefSeq and is a predicted model, not a curated record.